GUCGAUGUUCACUUAAAUGUAAUGCAGGUGUUCAAAAGAUAGUUAGAUUUUCAGCCAUUAAUUUGUAAGAAUAUCAAGCAAAGCCGGCAAAAUGGAGGAAUUAAAGAUUGGAGUCGCAAAAGUGCCCAAGGUAAUCGAGACCAAAGGAGACAACCUUCAGUUGGAACAAGAUAGAACUGCAAAGGAAAACCAGGGGCCAGAACUUGAGGAUUCCAUAAGCAAUGUUGUUGAAGAAGGCCGGCAUAUUACCAAGAAAGUAGAUCGAUUCUAUGUAGUCAAGUUGUGGCCGCCAAAUUUGGAAGCCAGAAUCGGAGAGGCUGAAAAGCUUAUCAAAAAGCUUAACCAAGAUAUUACUGAGUUCGCCAGGAAAUUGGAAGAUAACACGCGUAAUCGAAAAGCACUGAUUUCUAAGCUGGAAUGGCUUAAAAAUGAAGAUCGAUAUUUCAGAAAGAGUGUGGCCGACAAGAGGGAGAAAAUGGAUUUUCUUCGACUAGCUCUGGACAAGCUGUGUUUCGCAAAUAAUGCAUACCGGGUGAGACCUACCAAAUCGCGCUCUCCUGAAGGAGUGCUUGAUAUCUAUGUAAGAAUGAACGCCUAA
Molecule: messenger RNA, 598 nt
Organism: Carya illinoinensis
Lineage: Eukaryota; Viridiplantae; Streptophyta; Magnoliopsida; Fagales; Juglandaceae
Exons: 2
Coding region: 92-598 (168 amino acids)
Source: RefSeq, a predicted model, not a curated record